This is a messenger RNA of Olea europaea var. sylvestris, 1914 nucleotides long. Its product is annotated as mitotic spindle checkpoint protein MAD1-like. Gene Ontology annotation, biological process: attachment of mitotic spindle microtubules to kinetochore; mitotic spindle assembly checkpoint signaling. The coding region runs from base 39 to 1769 and encodes 576 amino acids. Gene Ontology annotation, cellular component: kinetochore; mitotic spindle; nuclear envelope. The transcript has 14 exons. NCBI's taxonomy places the organism in Eukaryota, Viridiplantae, Streptophyta, Magnoliopsida, Lamiales, Oleaceae. The record is from RefSeq and is a predicted model, not a curated record.
GUAUAUAUAUAUAUAUAUAGAUAAAGUUGCGAAACGAGAUGGAUCUUCGCAAGAAGGCAGAGUCAUCUGCAGCCAUUGCUGAAGAAAAAACAAGUGUUUUAGAGGGGAAACUAAAUACUCUAUCAGAAAGCAUCGAAAGGGAAAAAAGUCGUCUUGAGAAUGAGCUUGCACAAAUGAGAAGUGGAUCAAAACUGUCGAUUGAUAGAAUAAGUGCAGAUCUUGAGAGAAUGGAAUGCAAAGCUAAAAAUGCCGAAAAAGAGUCUGCACUGCUGAAAGAGCAGUUGGAAGAAAUUAAGAAGCGUCUGAAUGAGUGCAUGCAGGAGAAAUUUGAGGUGGAAAAAAGGUUAUCAAGAUUCACAUCUGCCGAGACUCCUUCGAAGGAUGCUGAUUUGUUGGUGAAGCAUUUGCAAGAAGAACUAAGGAGCUAUGAGUGUGAAGUGCGUGAAGCCAGAAAGAUCAUAUCUUCUCAUGAAAAAAUUGAGUUGUUGAAAGAGAAGUUACUAGAGGAAAAAGGUCGCAGGGAAAGGGCAGAGUCAGAUGUACACAAGUUAUCAGACAUCCAGCUAAGGUUGAAGGAGUUAGAGGAUGAGAUAUCCACAUGGAAAUCAAUGAUUAAAGACAUUCCUGGCGUGUCACGUGCUGAUGAUUUACCACUUAAAUUUGGAGCUUUACAGAAAGAGGUUUAUGAUAGCAUGAUGAAAGCAGGUGAGGCCCAAGCACGCUUGAAACAAGUAGAAGUUGCUCUUGAUACCACAUUGCUUGAUAAAGAAAAUGCAGAAGCUGAGGCUGCACUGGCAAAAGAGAGGGCUGAAUCAUCUAGAUCAGAAAUUAAAAGGCUAGAAUUGAUGAUUGCAUCACUUACAGAGGAAAGAAAGCACGCUGUUGACGAAAUGAAAGGGUGCAAGAGUCUUGAUGGCGGAAAGGAACUAGUCAGUGGAACUAUUGCUCAACAACUAGAAUCGUCUCUUGCCAAGAAGGACAGCUUUAUCAGGGAACUAGAGAGCAACUUAUCUGAACAAAGGGAAACUAAUAGACAUCAACUCGAUGAAAUAAAAUUGCUAAGCGAGAGGUUAAAUAAUGAAGCAAAAAGAAUAAAGAUGUUGGAGAGAGAAGGUGAUCGCCUCCGUUCCGAGAUAGCUAUAUUGGAAUCCAAGCUGGGACAUGGUGACUUUUCUUCUGCAAAUACGAAAGUUCUACGGAUGGUUAAUACCCUAGCAGUUGAGAACGAGGCAAAACAAACAAUAGAGGCUCUGCAAAAUGAGUUGCAGAAGACGAAGGAGAAAUUGCAGGCUGUUGAAGACCUUAAAAAGCAGUCACCUGAUUCUGGCACACUGGUUGAUUCCUACAUUGCUGGAAAGAUUAAGCAGUUGAAAGAGCAAAUUGCAACACUUGAGAAACGGGAGGAGAGAUAUAAAACAGUUUUUGCCGACAGAAUCUCAGUUUUUAGAAGGGCAUGCUGUGAACUUUUUGGUUACAAGUUAGUUGAAGUGAUCUUCGAAAUACUUUGCCAGAUUGUUAUGGAUGACCACCAGCGCUCUGAUGGAAUUCCAGUUACUCGCUUUACGCUUCAUUCGAUCUAUGCUCAAAGCGACACUGAAAAGCUUGAAUUUGAAUAUGAAUCAGGGAACAUGAAUUUUUUGGCAAAUGAGUAUGCCUCACAUCCUGAGUUGUCUCGGCAGGUUGAAGUAUUUAUCCGAAAGAUGAAUUCAAUUCCAGCUUUCACAGCCAACCUGACGGUCGAAUCUUUCAAUAAGCGUACCCUCUCAUAAAAUGUAGCAACUUGUUUUAUUGCUUUCCAAUGCCCCAAGGGUUAAUCUACACUACAGUUUUAUGCUUUGCAUCAAUUUUAAAUAUGCCUUUUGAUCGAUUUUAGUGCAAGUUCAAUACAAAUAUGUUGUGAUUUCAGCGUUUUAA